Molecule: messenger RNA, 860 nt
Organism: Anneissia japonica
Lineage: Eukaryota; Metazoa; Echinodermata; Crinoidea; Comatulida; Comatulidae
Product: secreted frizzled-related protein 1-like
Exons: 2
Biological process (GO): non-canonical Wnt signaling pathway; canonical Wnt signaling pathway
Cellular component (GO): plasma membrane
Molecular function (GO): Wnt receptor activity; Wnt-protein binding
Source: RefSeq, a predicted model, not a curated record
UAAAGAUGGCUGCGUACAAAUAAUGAGAAGUUUUGGAUAUGAAUGGCCAGAGCAUUUAAUAUGCUCAAAAUUGCCGAAUGACACUUGCUUCGACGGUGGAUUUUCUAGCACCAAUACUUCUGUACAGCCAUCAACAGCACCAGUAGAAUCCCAGUGCGAACCUCUGACGAUUCCACUCUGUCAAGAUCUAGGUUAUACAUCUACGAUGAUGCCCAAUAUGUUGGGGCAGAACCUUCAACAAGAUGCCCAAAUGACACUACAAACCUUUACUCCUCUUUUGCAAACGCAGUGCUCACCAGCACUGAAGCUGUUUCUUUGUGCUGCUUAUGCUCCAAGUUGCUCUGCAAGUUCAUCACAGAUGCCAUGUCGAUCACUCUGCGAAGUGGCAAGAGAUGGUUGUUUGCCAACUCUGGAAACGUUUGGAUUUGGUUGGCCAGGACCGCUAAACUGCUCCUCUCUCUCAAAUGAAAACUGCUAUGAUGGUGGUUUUUCAACCGAAGUCCAGAAUCCUGAUGGUAGUUGCGAAGACAUCAUUUUACCUAUGUGCCUAAAUAUGUCUUACAGUCAAACACGUUUGCCAAAUGUACUUGGACACACGUCACAAUUUGAUGCAUUGACGGCCAUAAUUGACAAUGUGAUUCUGGUGGGUUGUUCACCUACAAUGCUACCAUUUCUAUGUUCUGUGUAUACUCCAAUGUGCAAAGCAGACGGAAUUGCUAAACCUUGUCGUAGCCUGUGUCAACAAACGAUGUACGAAUGCCAACAAUUGUUAACAUUAUUGAACAUUAAGUGGCCAGAGGAACUCGAAUGUUCCCAGUUCACAGAUGAAGAUCCGAGCUGCAUGACAGACAAUGCUACAG